This is a messenger RNA of Sporothrix brasiliensis 5110, 2121 nucleotides long. Its product is annotated as glycogen(starch) synthase. The record is from RefSeq and is a predicted model, not a curated record. Lineage: Eukaryota; Fungi; Ascomycota; Sordariomycetes; Ophiostomatales; Ophiostomataceae. Gene Ontology annotation, molecular function: alpha-1,4-glucan glucosyltransferase (UDP-glucose donor) activity. Gene Ontology annotation, cellular component: cytoplasm. Gene Ontology annotation, biological process: glycogen biosynthetic process. The transcript has 5 exons. Bases 1 to 2121 code for a protein of 706 amino acids.
AUGGCUCAAGACGGCGUGCGCGAACCACGCGAGGUUAAGAACCACUAUCUCUUUGAGGUCGCGACCGAAGUUGCUCACCGUGUCGGCGGUAUCUACUCGGUUAUCAAGUCCAAAGCCCCGGUCACCACUGCCGAAUAUGGAGACCGGUAUACCCUUAUCGGCCCUCUGCACCGGGAAUCCGCCGCUGUUGAGGUCGAAGAGCUGGAGCCGACAAACCCUGAACUUGCCGCCACGAUCGAUUCUAUGAAGGAGCGCGGAAUCCAGAUUGUCUAUGGCCGCUGGUUGAUUGAGGGUGCGCCUCGCGUUCUCCUGAUUGACACCAAGUCCGCCUACAACUUCAUGGACGAGUGGAAGGCCGAUUUGUGGAACGUUGCUUCCAUCCCGUCGCCGCCCAGCGACGAGGAGACGAACGAAGCCAUUGUUUUCGGCUACCUUGUUGCUUGGUUCCUUGGAGAGUUCGUCUGUCACGAAAAGAAGAGGGCCGUCAUUGCACACUUCCACGAGUGGCUUGCUGGUGUUGCUCUGCCAUUGUGCAAGAAGCGCCGCAUCGACGUCACCACGAUUUUCACCACGCACGCCACACUCCUCGGUCGCUACCUCUGCGCCGGUUCUGUCGAUUUCUACAACAACCUGCAAUACUUUGAUGUGGACGCUGAAGCCGGCAAGCGCGGUAUCUACCACCGCUACUGCAUUGAGCGCGCAGCGACACACUCUUCCGACGUUUUCACUACUGUGUCGCACAUUACCGCUUAUGAGAGCGAGCAUUUGCUGAAGCGCAAACCCGACGGUGUCCUCCCCAACGGUCUCAACGUCACAAAGUUCUCGGCCAUGCACGAGUUCCAGAACCUGCACCAGCACAACAAGGAGAAAAUCCACGACUUUGUGCGCGGCCACUUCUACGGCCACUACGAUAUUGAGCCCGAGAACACGCUCUACUUCUUCACGGCGGGUCGCUACGAGUUCCGCAACAAGGGUGUCGACAUGUUUAUCGAGUCGCUUGCGCGGCUGAACCACCGUUUGAAGACGGCUGGUAGCAAGAUGACGGUCGUGGCAUUUAUCAUCAUGCCGGCACAGACGCACUCCCUGACUGUUGAGGCUCUGCGGGGACAGGCCGUUGUCAAGUCUCUUCGCGAUACGGUUGACGUCAUUGAGAAGAGCAUCGGCCGGCGUAUCUUUGAGCGCUCGCUCAAGUGGCACGAGGGUGAGCCGCUGCCCGACGAGAAGGAGCUGAUUACAAGCCAGGACCGUGUCCUGCUGCGGCGCCGCCUGUUCGCCAUGAAGCGCCAUGGCCUGCCGCCCAUUGUGACGCACAACAUGGUCAACGACCAGGAGGACCCUAUCCUGAACCAGAUUCGCCGCGUGCAGCUGUUCAACCACCCGAGCGAUCGCGUCAAGAUUGUGUUCCACCCCGAGUUCCUGAGCUCGGCGAACCCGGUGCUUCCGAUGGACUACGACGACUUCGUCCGCGGCACGCACCUGGGCGUCUUCUCGUCGUACUACGAGCCGUGGGGCUACACCCCGGCCGAGUGCACGGUGAUGGGCGUGCCCAGCGUGACGACGAAUCUUUCGGGCUUCGGCUGCUACAUGGAGGAGCUGAUUGAGAACUCGAGCGACUACGGUAUUUACAUUGUCGACCGCCGCACCAAGGGCGUCGACGACUCGGUCAACCAGCUGACGUCGGUCAUGUUCGACUUCUGCCAAAAAAGCCGUCGCCAGCGCAUCAACCAGCGCAACCGCACCGAGCGGCUCAGUGAUCUGCUCGACUGGAAGCGCAUGGGACUCGAGUACGUCAAGGCCCGCCAGCUGGCUCUGCGCCGUGCCUACCCCGACUCCUUUGCCGGCGAGGACGACGACGAGGACUACAUCCCGGGUGUGGAGCAGAAGAUCUCGCGGCCAUUCUCUGUGCCGGGCUCCCCUCGCGACCGCACGGGUAUGAUGACGCCUGGUGACUUUGCCAGCCUGCAGGAGGGUCGUGAGGGUCUGAGUACGGAAGACUACGUUGCAUGGAAACUUCCUGAAGAAGAGGACCCUGACGAGUACCCGUUCCCCCUAACUCUGAAGACGAAGCCGACCGGCGGUGCUGCCAGCCCUCUGGACGGUGUCGUGUUGAACGGACAAUAA